This is a messenger RNA of Exophiala aquamarina CBS 119918, 1353 nucleotides long. Its product is annotated as nitric oxide dioxygenase. The transcript has a single exon. The record is from RefSeq and is a predicted model, not a curated record. The coding region runs from base 1 to 1353 and encodes 450 amino acids. Lineage: Eukaryota; Fungi; Ascomycota; Eurotiomycetes; Chaetothyriales; Herpotrichiellaceae. Gene Ontology annotation, biological process: nitric oxide catabolic process; cellular response to nitrosative stress. Gene Ontology annotation, cellular component: intracellular anatomical structure. Gene Ontology annotation, molecular function: nitric oxide dioxygenase [NAD(P)H] activity; oxygen binding; FAD binding.
AUGCUUGCGCGCUUCACCAUAACUCGAGCCCUCGCAACCGCCACAAAUAGUGCGAGAACCACUGCCCAAGGUAGUGCAGUUGCUGCAGCGUUAGCAUUCAACUCCAAGGCCUCUUUCCACUCAUCGCCGUCUAAAAUGGGCUUAACUCCCGAGCAAGAGGCGAUCGUAAAGUCGACAGCGCCCGUUCUUGCACAGCAUGGUACUGCCAUUACCACCCAUUUCUACAAGCGAAUGCUCUCCCAUCAUCCUGAGCUCCGAAAUAUAUUCAACGCUGCACAUCAGGGGACGGGGACGCAACCUGCAGCUCUUGCACACGCCGUCUGGGCGUACGCUGAGAACAUCGACAAUCUUGGUGCCUUGACCACAGCUGUCUCUCGCAUAGGACAUAAACACGCCAGCUUAGGAAUCACGCCGGACCAAUAUCCCAUUGUCGGUGAGAAUCUCCUGGCAUCCCUCAAAGAGGUCCUGGGCGAUGCGAUCACAGAACCAAUUGUCGAUGCCUGGGGCGCCGCAUACCAACAACUCGCUGACAUCUUCAUCAAUUUCGAGCGCGAUCUGUACCAGAAAGCCAAGCAGACUCCCGGAGGUUGGAAUGGCUGGCGCAAAUUCCGCGUGGCGAAGAAAGUCCCGGAAAGCGAUGAGAUUGUCUCCUUCUAUCUUGAACCUCUAGAUCAGGGGAAGCUACCGCCAUUCAUCUCUGGCCAGUACAUCUCAGUCAGGGUAUGGGUACCCGAAUUGGGAGUAUAUCAGCCCCGCCAGUACAGUUUGUCCGAUGCUCCUGAUGAAAAACACUUUCGCAUCUCAGUCAAGAAGGAGGCCGCACAGGGAGCCGACAAACCAGCGGGGCGCAUUUCCAAUGUCCUUCACCAAGAUACCCCCGAAGGCGCCGAGAUCGACGUGAGCAACCCAUACGGAGACUUCACACUCGACGUCGAGACCAACGCUCCAGCCGUACUCAUCAGUGGCGGUGUCGGCCUCACCCCUAUGAUUUCGAUGCUGGGAACUCUAGUUGAAAGCGCCAAAUCGCGACAAGUCGUGUUCGUCCACGCCGUCCGCAACGGCAAAGUUCACGCCAUGAAAAAGUAUCUUUCGCUCAUCAUGCAGGAAAACCCUCAAGUGUCAAAAGCCAUCUUCUACGAAGAAGUCGGGGGCACUGACGAGAAAGGUCUUGAUUACGACCACGAAGGCCGCAUCGAUCUCCAUAGCAUCAAGGAUCAAGUCCUGCUUCCAAACGCAGAGUACUACCUAUGUGGGCCGAUCCCUUUCAUGCAGGAGCAACAGAAGAAUCUCGAGGCUCUCGGUGUCCCCAAGGAGAAGAUUCAUUCAGAGGUGUUUGGAUCUGGAAUCAUUUAG